Molecule: messenger RNA, 1149 nt
Organism: Ruditapes philippinarum (Manila clam)
Lineage: Eukaryota; Metazoa; Mollusca; Bivalvia; Venerida; Veneridae
Product: medium-chain acyl-CoA ligase ACSF2, mitochondrial-like
Exons: 1
Coding region: 67-1149 (360 amino acids)
Source: RefSeq, a predicted model, not a curated record
UGUGAAAACGGUGGGGGUGAAAAUUGCAUAAAACCGUCGUUACAUUAGUUCGUCGUUCGUUUAACAAUGGAAAUUAAAAAACCAAGCUACAUUCACAGACCUACUGGAUUUCAGUAUAAUUACCAGACUGUUCCGGAACGAUUGCUAUAUAUGGCUCAGAAAUGUGGGGAUAAAGAAGUCUAUGUUUUUCUUCACCCUGAUGGAAGGAGAGACAGUAUUAACGCAAGAGAGUUAUAUCAAAGGUCACGUCAGUUGGCAUACUCGUUGAUGUCGUUAGGGAUCGGUGCGGGUGACAUUGUAGCUACUUGUUUGGACAAUGAGCUAGAUUUGUUAAUAUGCACCUUCGCAACUAUUUGUACAGGGGCUAUUAUUCUGAACGUUGUUAUGAGGAAUGAGGAUGGUAGCGAUCUAAAGCAGAAACUAUGUAAACUUGACGUAAAAUGUUUAAUUGUGAACCCGGGUAAGGAUCGGCAAAGAUUUACAGCUUGUUUGAAUUUCAUAACAAAAUUGAGUCCAGACGGUUUGGUCGAAAGCGAAUCCGUUCCUUCACUUAAAAUCUUCAUUUCGACGACAUUUGUUGAAGAAAGACAACUUAAGCAACUGAAUGAUCUAUAUAAAGAUCCAGGGAAUUCCUUCCAUUUCCCUCGACUAGACCCGGAAAUGACUGUAGUACUUUUGCCAACUUCCGGUUCAACAGGCGAGUCGAAGUUUGUAGCCCAUUCGCAUCAUGAUGUGAUGAUAAUUGGCAAUCAUCUGAAAGAAUCAUUUGGUUAUGAUUCCGGAGAUGUGAUUUAUAACGAACGCCGAUUUGCUUGGAUAGGUGGGUUUCCAUUUAUGUAUUUGCAUGACGGCGUCAAAGUUGUGACGAAAACACAACCGUUCGAAAGCCUUCAAGAGCAUUGUGAAUUUACAUACAACGCAAUGCUACAAGAGAAAUGUACUGUCGCAGGUCUUUUCCCUGCCACUAUCAUUGGUCUUCUUGACAAAAUAAAUGGGAUGACGUCACCUUCAAAACUUUUUGUUAAAAAAAAACCCCCGUGGGUUGUCUUGUGCACCUGUUUGAUGAAGCUUAGGAGAUUUCGGAAAAAAGUUACAAGUUUUUGGCUCUACAGAAAGCAGGGGUUUGCACAUUUAAUCUGUGAAAAGUAA